Messenger RNA from Corythoichthys intestinalis (scribbled pipefish), 876 nucleotides. It is a transcript of the gene cryba1b, whose product is annotated as crystallin, beta A1b. The record is from RefSeq and is a predicted model, not a curated record. The transcript has 6 exons. Bases 102 to 692 code for a protein of 196 amino acids. Gene Ontology annotation, biological process: lens development in camera-type eye; visual perception. Lineage: Eukaryota; Metazoa; Chordata; Actinopteri; Syngnathiformes; Syngnathidae. Gene Ontology annotation, molecular function: structural constituent of eye lens.
UGGGGCCCCCCGAGCGCCAGGUAUAUAAUCCCCCGUCCGGGGCGACUGGGCAGCCCCGUCAGUGGAACCCUGCGACACUCAGAUCAGCACUUUGGAACAAGAUGGCAAUGACCAACCCUUUGCCUACAGGCCCAUGGAAGAUCACAGUGUACGACCAGGAGCACUUCCAGGGCAAGCGUGUGGAGUUCACGGCUAGCUGCCAGAACAUCAUGGAAUGCGGCCUGGACAACAUCCGAUCCCUCAAGGUGGAGUGCGGCGCCUGGGUAGGCUACGAACAUUCGAGCUUCUGCGGCCAGCAGUUUGUCCUGGAGAAAGGAGACUACCCUCGCAUUGAGGCCUACAGCGGCAGCAACUCCUACCGUAUCGACAGGAUGAUCUCCUUCAGGCCCAUCUGCUGUGCUAACAGCAAGGAAGCUCGCAUGACCAUCUACGAGCUGGAGAACAUGAUGGGCCGCCAGUUUGAGCUGUCGGAUGACUACCCCUCCCUGCAGGCCAUGGGAUGGUUGAACAACCAGGUUGGAUCCAUGCAAAUCCAGAGUGGAGCAUUCGUGUGUUACCAGUUUCCCGGCUACCGAGGGCAGCAGUACAUCAUGGAGUCGGACUGCCGGGGAGGCGAGUACAAGUCCUACAAGGAGUUCGGCUCCCACGCUCAGACCCCCCAGAUCCAGUCCAUCAGGAGGAUCCAGCACUGAAAUCUUCUUUCUUCUCUACUUCUUCUUCCACCUCCGGUCCAAAAUGGACUGGGGGUUCUUCAGUGUCGUCCGCGGCGCUUUUGUAUUAUGGCAUGAUCCAAGUCGUAAAAAGACUGUGAACAAGGUGCCAACUUGUCAUGGCUUUGUCAUCAGUUUCUAUUCAUCAUAUAUUAAUAAAAAGAAU